This is a messenger RNA of Clunio marinus, 831 nucleotides long. The record is from the annotation of a GenBank genome assembly. Lineage: Eukaryota; Metazoa; Arthropoda; Insecta; Diptera; Chironomidae.
AUGAAAAGCUCGUUGAUAUUUUGUAGUUUUGUGAUAAUUUUACUUGUGGUACCAUCUAGAAGUGAAGAACUUAAAGACAGCACAGUUGCCUAUGUUAAGGCUUCACUUCCAACGCAAAUAUAUCGUUGCAUACAAAAAUUCAAUCUCUUGAGAUGUCUUAAAUAUUUUGUUCUAUUAAGACUUGAAUCAGGAGAUUUUCAGGAUGUGAAAAGUGACAACGACACUUCAGAGUUUCUUGGAAAUAUUUUGAAGGAAGAAGGCAACAUGCCUCAAGAUAUCCCUGAGAGUCUACUGAAUCUCAACGAAAAGGAACUGAACCAACGCUUAACUGAUGGUUUUCAAAAAUAUUUUAAACACAGACCGAUCAUGUUGAAGUUUAUUCCUAAUGUGUUAGUAAAGAUUGUUCCUAGUAAAACCAAUGACUUGGAGUUUUCACUCAAAAAGUUUACAGAAAGCGAUUUUACUGGAAGAGAUUCACCGCUCACUUAUGAAGAAGAUAUUGAAGAACAAAGUGAUAAGACAAACGAAAUUAAAAUCGAAGACACAGGAAGUCCUAAUAUGAAAGUCCCAACAGAGCAUGAAAAGAUUGCAAUGAAGAAAAGGGAUCAAUAUCUGCAGAUUGGCAUUCCACUUGUUCUUAUCCCUGCAAUGAUUUUUGCUGGUUUCCUUCCUAUGCUGAUUCCUGUGCUUAAAAUCGCAACCGCCUUCACCACUGUUGUCAACACGUUUUCACUCGUAGCGGCGAUUUUAUAUUUAGCACGACAGAAUGCUCUUGAAAAAGAGAUGCAACAGACCGUUUACUUCAAUCCAGGUUAUAGGAAUAGAAAAUAA